This is a messenger RNA of Saimiri boliviensis boliviensis (Bolivian squirrel monkey), 1436 nucleotides long. RefSeq names its product transmembrane protein 271 (gene TMEM271). The record is from RefSeq and is a predicted model, not a curated record. Lineage: Eukaryota; Metazoa; Chordata; Mammalia; Primates; Cebidae.
GCGGCGGGCGCGCGGGGUGCGGGCCGGCUCGGGCGCGGAGGAUGAAGUGGAGCGUCCGCGGGGCCUGCGCCGCGCUCUCCUCCUGCCUCCUGCUCGCCUGCGCGCUCAGCGCCGCCGCCGUCGGCCUCAAGUGCUUCUCGCUGGGCUCGGAGCUGCGCGGGGAGCCGUUCCGCCUGGGGGCCGCCGCCGGCGCCUUCUACUCGGGGCUGCUGCUGGCCGCCGGCCUCUCGCUGCUCGGCGCCGCCCUGCUCUGCUGCGGGCCCCGGGACGCGCCCCUCACGGGGCCGGAGCCGGGCCCGGGUCUGGGGGUCCCCGCGGCCUCCGCGGGAGCUGCCGAGGCCGCGCCGGGCGAGCCGGGGGCCGCGGCCGGGGCCCCGGGCCCGGUGAGCAGCCAGAACCUGCUCCUGCUCGGCGUCCUGGUCUUCAUGCUCGGGGUCCUCAGCGCCUUCGCGGGCGCGGUGAUCGACGGCGACACGGUGUCGCUGGUGGAGCGCAAGUACUCGCACUACUGCCUGCCCCCGCGGGCGUCCGGCUCGGCCCCACCCGGCGCGGCCCCGGGUUCGGCCCCCGGCGCGGCCCCCGGCGCCCAGCGCUCCCGCAGCACCCUGGACAGCGCCACGUCCGCCAAGUGCCGGCAGCUCAAGGACUACCAGCGCGGCCUGGUGCUCUCCACCGUCUUCAACUCGCUCGAGUGCCUGCUGGGCCUGCUCAGCCUCCUGCUGGUCAAGAACUACCGGUCGUCUCAGGCCCGGCGCGGUCGGCGCGGACGGCGGAGGGGAGGCCGGGCCCUGGCGCGGCCCCGCGGUGGCUCCGGGCUCCGCGCGCAGACGCCCGCCUCUCGGGCGCGCCGGGGCCGGCGGGGCCGGCGUGGGCGGCGGCUGCAGCCGCGGCCGAGCGAGGCCUCCAUCCUGUCCCCGGAGGACUCGGACCUGGUCGCCCCCGGGGACUGCGCGGGCUUCGCGGCGCACCACGCGGUCUCCUUCAUCAACGUGGGCGUCCUCCACGCGCUGGACGAGGCGGGCGCGGAGGUGCGCUGCGGGGGGCACCCGUCGGUGGAGCUGCCGGGGUACGCGCCCUCGGACCCCGACCUCAACGCCUCCUACCCCUACUGCUGCCGGCCGCCCUGCGAGACGCCGCGGCCCUGGGAGACCAGCCGGGCGGCCUGCUGAGCCCGCGGGACGGACCCCCACUCUGCGCCCCGCUCAGGACCCCCCGCGGCGAGGGAGGACCGGCGGCGGGGGCGGGGGCCUGGGCCAGGCCUCAGGGGCGCCGCCUCUUCCACGUGGCCCCUCUGCGGGGCUCCGUGACCACAGGAGGGGGUCCCUGGUGUGACCAUUUCUGUAUCGGGGAGGUUUCUCUUCUUAUCUGUGUCGUUCAUAUCUGGAUUCCAUUUCCAAGUUUACAAUAAAUGUUUGGGCUUGACUGGCCCGACCGCA